Rangifer tarandus platyrhynchus (Svalbard reindeer) is the source of this 582-nucleotide messenger RNA. NCBI's taxonomy places the organism in Eukaryota, Metazoa, Chordata, Mammalia, Artiodactyla, Cervidae. The record is from the annotation of a GenBank genome assembly.
AUGAGCCCGCGGGGCGGGCGCGGGGCGGGGCCGGAGUCCGCGAGUCCCGCCCGGCUGCGGGGGGGCGGGGGCGCACCUGCGGGCGGGGGACCCUUGGCCGCCUCCCGGCCGGCCAGGCCCAGAGGAGCUCUGGCCCCCGCAGCCCGGCCCGCGGGUCGGAUGGGAGCCCGAGGCCUCGCCGCGAGCCCGCCGGCCCGGAGGGGGAACACCCAGCCGUGCGGCUGUGAGCCAAAGUCAGACUCGUGGAGCAGCCGUUUGGCAGUAAUGCUAGGGUCCCCAGCUGGCCACAGCCUCCCCCCGCCCAGCGCCCUCACCCCGAGUUUCGGAAGGACCCCCGCGGUACCCGGGGCUGCGGACCCGCCCUCCGCCAGGCCCGCGGCGCCGGCCCAGGUGCGAGGGGGCGGAGGCUGUCCCGGGGCACCUGCUUCGCCGCCUGGGCGGAUCACUGGUCAGCGGUUUUCCUUUGCAGGUCUCCAGGGGCGCGGCCGCUUGAGCUCAAAACGAUCUGCCACCUACCUGCUCAGCUUACUCGCCCCUGGCCUCAGCUUCCUCACCUCGGACUGGCGCACUAAAAGGUGUUAA